Vitis vinifera (wine grape) is the source of this 1761-nucleotide messenger RNA. Its product is annotated as polypyrimidine tract-binding protein homolog 1. The record is from RefSeq and is a predicted model, not a curated record. Gene Ontology annotation, cellular component: nucleus. Gene Ontology annotation, molecular function: mRNA binding. Gene Ontology annotation, biological process: regulation of RNA splicing. The coding region runs from base 154 to 1503 and encodes 449 amino acids. The transcript has 10 exons. NCBI's taxonomy places the organism in Eukaryota, Viridiplantae, Streptophyta, Magnoliopsida, Vitales, Vitaceae.
ACAAUGACCUAUAAAAGUGCACACAGACAAUCCGUAGCUCUUUCCAGAUAACCAAACAGCCCCACCGCAGCCACCGGCAACCGGACACAGCCACCGUGUAAGAACCCUAAUCCGCUGUAUCUGCGUCGGAGCCCUACCCUAGCAACCGGAGCGAUGUCCACCUCGGGGCAGCCGCAGUUCCGAUACACUCAGACCCCGUCGAAGGUCCUCCACCUUCGCAAUCUUCCAUGGGAGUGCACCGAGGAGGAGCUUGUGGAGCUCUGUAAACCCUUCGGCAAGAUCGUCAACACCAAGUGCAAUGUCGGCGCCAAUCGCAACCAGGCCUUCGUGGAAUUCUUGGACCUUAAUCAGGCCAUUUCUAUGGUUUCAUAUUAUGCUUCAUCUUCGGAACCUGCACAGGUUCGUGGUAAGACUGUGUAUAUCCAAUACUCUAACAGACAUGAAAUUGUCAAUAACAAGAGUCCGGGAGAUGUUCCUGGAAAUGUCUUGCUGGUAACAAUCGAGGGUGUAGAAGCUGGCGAUGUGAGCAUAGAUGUUAUUCACUUGGUGUUCUCUGCUUUUGGAUUUGUGCACAAAAUUGCUACAUUUGAAAAGGCUGCAGGUUUCCAGGCCUUAAUCCAAUUCACCGACGCUGAGACUGCUUCUUCAGCAAGGAAUGCAUUGGAUGGAAGAAGUAUUCCCAGGUAUUUACUGCCAGAACAUGUUGGUUCAUGUCACUUGCGUAUCUCAUAUUCUGCACACACAGAUCUGAAUAUCAAGUUCCAGUCUCAUCGAAGCAGGGACUACACAAAUCCAUACCUUCCUGUGAAUCCUACUGCAAUUGAGGGAAUAGCACAGCCUGCUUUAGGUCCUGAUGGCAAGAAAAAAGAACCUGAGAGUAAUGUUCUUCUUGCUUCAAUUGAGAAUAUGCAAUAUGCUGUUACAGUAGAUGUUCUUCACACGGUAUUCUCUGCAUUUGGUACUGUCCAGAAAAUUGCCAUAUUUGAGAAGAAUGGUGGGAUGCAGGCUCUAAUUCAAUAUCCUGAUGUCACAACUGCAGCAGUUGCCAAAGAAGCUCUAGAGGGACACUGCAUAUAUGAUGGUGGCUAUUGUAAGCUUCAUCUAUCAUACUCUCGUCAUACUGAUCUCAAUGUAAAGGCACAUAGUGAUAGAAGUAGAGAUUAUACAAUCCCAGAUUCAGGUCUGCUUGCAGUGCAACAAGCACCUGGUCACCCAGGUGCUACAACUGUAUGGCAGAAUCCUCAGGCUGCUCCAUUGUAUACUGGGCAUGAUGCCGCUGCUGCAGCUGCUGUGCAAGUGCCAUCAUGGGACCCAAACAUGCAGGCAGGUAGAUCAACCUUUGCUUCGGCUGCUAGCGCAUUUCCCAGUCAACCAUUUGCAUCAUCUUCUAUUUCUGCUUAUCCGGCUCCCCCUGGUUCAUCACCCUUGACACCAGCUGUUCCGCCAAAUGUGCGACCUGGUGGUGCUUCACCUCCAGGCCGUCCUCCUUACUUUGGUCAGUAAGUUGUAUGCUUUAACUACCAAAAAAAGGGGGAAAAAUGGUAGCCUGCUCUGCAUUUGUUUUUCUGGAGCACACAAAGUUCAUUAUACCUGAAUCCAUCUUGCAGUAGCUUGAUUCCAGCACGGCUUUCUUACUUUUUCAUGUGUGGACCAUUCAAGCUGUAUUUGUGUUGAAAUUGAAAUGUAGCAUUAGAAAUUUUGCUAACACUGCCUUUUCUCCUCUAUUCUGGUGGAAAUGAAAUGAAUUUGGUUUCUUAGCAA